GCGAUUGCCGCUGAAGACACGCGGAUUUACGACAGUUUCACAAAACCGCAGCCGUCACAAUUUACGGCCUUGUGGACACAGGCGGAAAGGAGUGGCUGUCAGUAGGCAAUGCGCAUUGGACUGCCGAGUGCAGACACGCUGCCAGGUGGAUCGUUCAAAGCGCUGAUUGUGUCCGUGCUCGUCAGUGUGUUUAUGUUCCAGCUGUUGAGGACCGUUGGACUGAGGGCGUUCUCCAUGGCAUCUGAGACGUACACAUCGGGCACACACUCUGCCGCUUUCGUCACCUGUCCUAAUGAUACGGUUGCCAGGGACUUGGCCAGGGGUAUUGUGGAAAAGAAACUGGCCGCUUGCGUCAACAUCGUCCCCGCGAUCAAAUCUAUAUACGAAUGGCAGGGCAAGAUCGAGGAAGACAGUGAGGUGCUUCUGAUGAUUAAAACAAGAAGUUCCAAGGUGCCUGCUCUCGCUGAAUAUGUCCGCUCUAACCAUCCUUACGAGGUGGCUGAAGUCAUCAGCCUGCCCAUCGACCAGGGUAACCCACCCUACCUCAAGUGGAUAGGGGACAUUGUGCCGGAGUGAAGGUGGACUAAUGAGUGGACGUCAGAGACAAGAUCGAGGCAAAACAAAGUGGCUGUUGCAUUUUUUUUUUUAAAAAAACAAACAAAAUGAAUAAAAGACAUAUUUUCUGAAA
Messenger RNA from Mugil cephalus (flathead mullet), 688 nucleotides. Its product is annotated as protein CutA homolog. Lineage: Eukaryota; Metazoa; Chordata; Actinopteri; Mugiliformes; Mugilidae. The transcript is spliced from 7 exons. Gene Ontology annotation, molecular function: copper ion binding. The record is from RefSeq and is a predicted model, not a curated record. Bases 109 to 576 code for a protein of 155 amino acids. Gene Ontology annotation, biological process: response to metal ion.